ACCAUCACGUGACCCCGUAAUACAGAGGCGCCGCAAGGUUCACUCAUCAUACUAGCCGUCCGAUUAAAUUCCUCGUCAUUGAUCCUCGUCAAACAAGGAUUCAACGGUCCAGAUCAUACGUUACGUUGAGCUACUCCGAAGAACGAAGAACCCCCUCUACUCCCCUCCUUCCGCUCAUCAUCAUCUAUCUCCUGCAAUUUUGAAGAGAAUUUUGCUGUGAAUUAUCUUCAAAGAUGAAGAUGUUGAUCGAAGAAGAGUUGGAGUUUGAAGGUGACGAUAAUAUUGAAGCAAUUGUUGUUGAUGAUACUGUAGAAAUUGAUGGUGAAGUUGAAGUUGAAGAGGAUGACGGUGAAGACGAAGAUGAUGAUGAUGGUGAGGAAGAGGAGGAAGAAGAAGAUGACGAUGACGUGCAGGAGGUUUUUCAGACAUCAGGCGGUGGUCCACCGGCUGCGCCGGUAGAAGUUGAAGAUGACGACGAGGAUGACGAAGAGGAUGAAGAUGAUGAUGGAGAUGACGACGACGAUGACGGUGAAGAUAGCGACGACGACGACGAUGAGGAAGAAGAUGAACCAGAGGAGGAGGAUAUGGGAACUGAAUACUUGAUUCGACCCGUGGCCAAUCCAGAAGACGAGGAAGAUGCUAGUGAUUUUGAGCCAGAAGAGAAUGGCGUCGAUGAAGAACUUGAAGAAGAGGACGAGGAGGACGAUGAUGAUGGUGGGAAAGUGGAAGCCCCACCAAAGCGAAAGAGGUCCAGCAAAGACGACUCUGAUGAUGAUGAUGACGAUGAUGAUGGCAAGGAUGACGACAGACCAUCCAAGCGAUGAGAGGUUGGCAAGAAAUCAUCAAUACAUAGGUCCAACUCUCUCUCUCUCUCUAUAGCUUUAUGUUACAAUUAUUCCAUGGGUAGAAAUGGUUCAUCAUUGUGUUGUUUACUACUAUUACUACUACUACUACCACCAUUUCAUGCAGUUAUAUGAAGAAUGGUAAAGUUUUAGGAAGUUAAAGAAAGUAUGGUACUUGUGAUGUUGGAUUUGUAAGUUAUGACAGUUCUUUUUAGAUGUUUUAGAAGAUGAGAGAUGUUUUGUUGUUGGUAUGUAUGAUUGGAUAAUCUGAAGUGCAUUUUAGCAUAUGGAUUUUGUGAAGAAAUUGUUGGUUCUUGU
Cynara cardunculus var. scolymus (artichoke) is the source of this 1160-nucleotide messenger RNA. RefSeq names its product nucleolin-like. NCBI's taxonomy places the organism in Eukaryota, Viridiplantae, Streptophyta, Magnoliopsida, Asterales, Asteraceae. The record is from RefSeq and is a predicted model, not a curated record. The transcript is spliced from 2 exons. Bases 234 to 824 code for a protein of 196 amino acids.